GCGCCGUUGCCAAGCCAAUUGUAGCAGGUUAAUCCAUGCGACGGAGCUGCGUCAACGGCGUUGUUGGUUGGCAUCCGCCGAACACCCUCCGCACACCAACAACACCAGAACUAGUGUAGGAGCCACCACCCGUCUUCGGAUUUCGCCUAUAACGUGAUCUACCCGAUUCCCUCCCGCUUGCGAAGACCGCCUUCUGCCCGACCAUCGCUUAGGAGCUUGGUUUAUAUCCCCCUCCUCCUUCCGCCGACCACCCCUCUCACUGAGUCAGCCCAACCACCAACCGCCAACCUUUCAACAUGUCACAAAUCCACUCCCUGUCCGACGACCAGGUCGGACAGGAGCUCCGGAAGAUGACCGCCUUCAUCAAGCAAGAAGCGGCGGAGAAGGCGCGCGAGAUCGAGAUCAAAGCCGACGAGGAGUUCGCCAUCGAAAAGUCCAAGCUGGUGCGCCAAGAAACGGACGCCAUCGACUCGACAUACCAAAAGAAGUUCAAGCAGGCGACCAUGUCACAGCAGAUCACGCGGUCGACCAUGGCCAACAAGACGCGGCUGCGCGUGCUGAGCGCGCGCCAGGAGCUGCUGGACGAGAUCUUCGCGGCGGCCGAGAAGCGGCUCGGCGAGGCGAGCGCCGACGAGGAGCGGUACACGACCGUGCUGAAGGGGCUGGUCUUGGAGGGCUUCUAUGCCAUGAACGAGCCCGAACUGCAGAUCCGCGCGCGCAAGGCGGACUAUGAGGUUGUGCGGAAGGCGAUCGAAAAGGCCGCCGCUGAGUAUAAGGAGAAGACUGGCAAGGAGGUGGCGGCCACCAUCGACGAGGAGAAUGACGUGCCCGACGGGAGCGCGGGUGGUGUGGUGAUCGUGGGUGGCAACGGUAAGAUCGAUAUCAACAACACAUUUGAGGCCAGGCUGGAGUUGCUCAGGGAGAGCGCUUUGCCCGCCAUGAGGAAGGCUCUGUUUGGCGAGAAUCCUAAUCGCAAGUUCUUCGACUGAGCCACUUCUGCUCAUCUCGUCAGAGGGCGUUACUUGCAAUCCGACCUCAGGGAUAUCAGCUCAUAUACAUGACUGGGAUUUAUGCUUGGGAAAACAUUAUUGAUUAUCAUGACCGCGAGGUAGAGCCACGCUAAG
Molecule: messenger RNA, 1124 nt
Organism: Chaetomium strumarium
Lineage: Eukaryota; Fungi; Ascomycota; Sordariomycetes; Sordariales; Chaetomiaceae
Product: vacuolar ATP synthase subunit E-like protein
Exons: 3
Coding region: 297-989 (230 amino acids)
Biological process (GO): proton transmembrane transport
Cellular component (GO): proton-transporting two-sector ATPase complex, catalytic domain
Molecular function (GO): proton-transporting ATPase activity, rotational mechanism
Source: RefSeq, a predicted model, not a curated record